AUGAUGUUUGAUUUAAUUAGCCAGCGUGUGAUCAAGAAUAACAUGCCAUUGCUUCGCGAUGACAACCUGAUCCAUGUUUCGCCAUCUUCACUGUCAAUUUUGCUUGCAAGUGGUUUCAAAAUCGCCUGUUCUGUUCUAUUUGAUAACCGAAUUGACAAGAUGGUAAAAUGUUUCCAGAUCAUUCAACUUUGUAUUGCAUCAUUGCACUGGAAAGUGAAGGUGGUUGCAGAUGCAAAUUUCAUCGCUAAGUCCCCAAGUCAACUUUAUUACAUACAUUUGAUGCUAUAUGUGGUUCGACACAUCGCUCGUUAA
Molecule: messenger RNA, 312 nt
Organism: Plasmopara halstedii
Lineage: Eukaryota; Oomycota; Peronosporomycetes; Peronosporales; Peronosporaceae
Exons: 1
Coding region: 1-312 (103 amino acids)
Source: RefSeq, a predicted model, not a curated record